Molecule: messenger RNA, 615 nt
Organism: Lactuca virosa
Lineage: Eukaryota; Viridiplantae; Streptophyta; Magnoliopsida; Asterales; Asteraceae
Source: the annotation of a GenBank genome assembly
AUGCAAAGACAAGUCGUGAUGAUAGAUUUGCCAAAAUACAAGGAAAAAGUUGAUAGAUUUGGAGCGGAUCUUGCAAUUAAAGGUUGUAUGGUGAACAAUGUCGACUUUGAUCCGGCAAGAUGGUGGAGACUUUUUGGUGGCUCAACUCCUCAUUUGAAAAGGAUUGUAAUGAGUAUUCUUUCUUUAACUAGUAGUUCAUCGGGUUGUGAAAGGAAUUGGAGCACUUUUGAAGCGGUACAUACAAAGAAACGUAAUAGAUUGGAGACAAAUAGAUUGAACAAUCUUGUUUAUGUUCAAUUCAAUGCUAAUCUAAUGGAAAAACACAAAAAGAGAAAAGAUAGGACUUUGGAAGUGCUUUAUCAAAUUGCUAUCGCACACGCUCAAGAAUGGAUGAUAGAUGGAGAUGACGGUGAUGGAGAUGAAGUUGACCCUGAAUCAGUGAUGGAAGCAAUUGAUGAAACUCUUGGGACUAAUAAUAAUCAAGUACCCCGUAAAAGUUCAACACCGAGAGAACUUUUUGAUGAAGAUUUCGAAUCCGACAAUGAGGAGCAAUUGUUUGAAGAAGAUGAAUAUGAGUCGGAUGGAGUUCAAAUAGUGGAAGAACUUGAAGAUUAA